This is a messenger RNA of Bufo gargarizans (Asiatic toad), 1739 nucleotides long. RefSeq names its product FA complementation group E (gene FANCE). Lineage: Eukaryota; Metazoa; Chordata; Amphibia; Anura; Bufonidae. The record is from RefSeq and is a predicted model, not a curated record. Gene Ontology annotation, biological process: interstrand cross-link repair. The transcript has a single exon. Bases 136 to 1575 code for a protein of 479 amino acids. Gene Ontology annotation, cellular component: Fanconi anaemia nuclear complex.
AAGAUGUCACAUGACCACGUGACGUCAGUAGGUCUGUUUCGCGGAUGGAUUGCACCGAGUUGUACGUCCCUGGCGGGAAUCCCGUCUCCGCUGUGACGUGUCGCGGUCUGGGAGAGGAGCGCACAGGAGACCUUCAUGGCGGCGGGCUCCCCUCCCUGUGACAGGGCCGGCCGCCUCUUCUUACAGGCCUUGGGCAGCGGCCCUCACGGGGUCCUGGCCGCUUACAGGGUCGUCCACAUGUUCUCCGCGCAGUUUCCCUGGGACAGAAUGCUGGAGGAUCUCUGCAUGGCGGCGCCCGCUCCGGACGGACCCACCACCAGGCUGGUCUUAAAGCCCAGGCUCUUCCAGCUGCCGAUACAACUACAGAGGAAUUUCUUCAGCCUCCUGCCGUCAGUGUCUCACCUGUUACCGGCGCCAUGUCUUCAGCUGCUGGCAGAGACGGUCCGGGCAGAGCCUCACCCCUCAGACGAGUGGCUGCUGCGCCUCACCCGCCAGCUCUCCAGUCACCCGGAGACCUGCGUCCAGAGAGCUCCAGCUACGGACAGACUGCAGCCUCUCCUCCGGGGAGUGCGUCAGACAGCAGCCCAGCAGUCUACAUUGGGCCCCUAUAGACCUCCCUGGGACUCGCCCCCGACCGCCUGCAGAGGGCAGUGUGAGAGCGGAGCACCACCAGAAGCUGCCAUUGGACCCACUGUCAGUAUCUCCCCCCAGUCACAUCACUCAGAGGACGAACUAGAGGCAGUAGCGCCCCCCCCAGAGAUGGAGGCAGUAGCGCCCCCCCCAGAGACGGAGGACGCCCCUGCAUCCAUCAGCAGCAUCAUCGCACACCUGAAGCAGUCCAUGCACCUGGAGACUGACCCUGAGACAUUGGACCAGGAAUAUGUGUCGCAGCUGAGACAUCUCUGUGAGGUGUGUAAUCCUCUGCAGCUCCGGACUGUGCUUUCCUCUGUCGGUGUCGCACAAAUGUCCCCAAAGAGCCUGUAUCAUCUCUGCAGCCACCUGGACCUCAUUUCCCCAGCUCUUAGUUACGGCCAUGCAGAAGCCUUGGCCGAUCUCCUAUUCCUCGGGCAGGUCCUUCUGCUCUCUGCCCCAGCCUCCCGCACCCUCACCGCAGCCCUGACUGUGUUCUGCAGGAAGUACGCCCGGCCAGCCUGCCACGUUCUCAUCGGGUCACUGCUGGCCACGGCGGGGACCGGGUCUGUACAUGCAGACUUCCUUUGCCGAAUGGUCUCAGAAUGCCUGGAGUCCCAUGAACUACAUCUGUGCUUUGAACCGAUCUUUAGGUCGCCCUGCUCCGAAGCGUCUGUCAGGGUCCUGCACAUGCUGGUGGAGAAAAAGGAGACAUUGAACCAAUCUGAGUUUGAUUUCCUGCUCGGCCACCUCGGUCAUGCUGCAGAGGACUUCUCCAAGUCUAUGACAUUUUCCAAGUUUUUACUGGUUCUAUUGACGAGUAAGAAGAACUUGGUGCAGCUUUCCCAUAUUGAGCUCAUGACUAAUGUAAUCAACUCCAACCAAACGUUUAUGAAGAAGUCCUUGCAGAACGCUCUGCACCGAGUACAAGAAAGCUUGAAGUGAGACGUGUUCUUACACCCUUUCCUGUAUCGGAGGCAGGAUAUCCUUUCAUUUCCCGAGGGUGGGAAAUAUGGGCAGCGGUCACAAAAUCUAUGCCACUGAGGUCCACACACCUAAAGUUAAAGGGCUUCUGUCACCCCCUGAAAGUCAUAUUUUUUAUUUUUAGG